Mus musculus (house mouse) is the source of this 7864-nucleotide messenger RNA. RefSeq names its product glutamate receptor, metabotropic 1 (gene Grm1). The record is from RefSeq and is a predicted model, not a curated record. Gene Ontology annotation, molecular function: G protein-coupled receptor activity involved in regulation of postsynaptic membrane potential; PLC activating G protein-coupled glutamate receptor activity; G protein-coupled receptor activity. Bases 1276 to 3996 code for a protein of 906 amino acids. Gene Ontology annotation, cellular component: postsynaptic membrane; G protein-coupled receptor homodimeric complex; membrane. Gene Ontology annotation, biological process: G protein-coupled receptor signaling pathway; regulation of membrane potential; regulation of postsynaptic membrane potential. Lineage: Eukaryota; Metazoa; Chordata; Mammalia; Rodentia; Muridae. The transcript is spliced from 9 exons.
UGUGUGUGUGUGUGUGUGUGUGUGUGUGUGUGUGUGUGUGUGUGUGUGUACGCGCGCGCGCGCGCGAGUGUAGAAUGCGAAGGAAGGAGGGGAGGUCAAGAAUUUCCUGGCGCUGCAAGGAAAGGUGUCGCCUCCUAGCUCUGAGCGCUGUCCAGGGUUCUGACAUUUGAGUGGCUCAGGCGGUUGAGCCAAAGGCGACCCCCAUGCCUAGCUAUCUUUCUUCCAUUUCUUACAGUGAUGCAAAGCCCCAAGGGUUCUGAUACAUAGGCGGUUGCAGGAUACCCUCCUCUUCCCCAACCCCAUCUCGAAAAGCAAGUUACCUUCUGUACUCCUUCUUGAACAUCUACAGUAAGCUUCAUUUCUUAGGGGGUGCAAUAUAGCAAGCCCCAACACAGGGAGGCUACCAGGCGUUGCCUUAGUAACUAAUAUGGCUUUUCCACAAGCUGUCGCAUUUACAUUUACUACUAAAAUUGUGUGUCGGGGUCUCUUCAACCCUUAAAUGUUAAAAUAAAAGGUGUUCCCAUUGUUUGAGUUGCUUUUUAAAAACAACGCUUCUACCUCCCAAAGAGUUCUCCAAUUUUCUUCUGGGAAAAAAGUUGAUCUUUUCAAAACCAGGAAAGUUCUCUGAGGUUGAAGAACUUAGCUCCUCCCCUCUUUUCCGUCCCUCCCCUUGACGCCCCCAUCACCUGAGAAAGCUUGGUAGGUUUGAAGGAACCGAGAGAACCUGAGGCUGGAGAAGGGGGCGGGUCAGCAGGGCUUUGCACCUCAAAGGACCCGAGCGAGCAUAGCAGGCAAGCAGGGCACACUUUCGUCAUUGACCAGAGAUGCCUCUAGCUGUUUUUGAAGGAUGUGUUGAGGUGAAGCGGACCGGACAAUAUUUAGCAUCCCAGACCCUGGAGUUUAAAAUACAAUUCCUCCGGUAGCCUGGCAUUGACUUCCCUCUUUUUCCACCAUCAGCGUCCAGCUUAUGGCCACUAACGCGCCGCUCAUUGCACACCUGAUUCACACACCUUCGGGCACCAGUGAAAAAACCGCGACUUGAUUUUCUGGAAGAACACCCCUAGGGUUUGGGAGCGGUCGUGGAGGACCAGCAGGAAGAAGCGGAGGGGAGAGGGGCGGUGGUGGAGACUGAGAAGCUUUGAACCAGCUGUGUUGGCCAAAGGCACGAAGCGGCAAAAGACAGCGGCGGGCGUCAGGGUGGUUCGCGCUGGGAACCUGCAGGCGGGACCGGCGUGGGAACGUGGCUUGCCGGCGGUCGACCGCGUCUUCGCCACAAUGGUCCGGCUCCUCUUGAUUUUCUUCCCAAUGAUCUUUUUGGAGAUGUCCAUUUUGCCCAGGAUGCCUGACAGAAAAGUACUGCUGGCAGGUGCCUCGUCCCAGCGCUCUGUGGCGAGAAUGGACGGAGAUGUCAUCAUCGGAGCCCUCUUCUCAGUCCAUCACCAGCCUCCAGCCGAAAAGGUACCGGAAAGGAAGUGUGGGGAGAUCAGAGAACAGUAUGGUAUCCAGAGAGUGGAGGCCAUGUUCCACACAUUAGAUAAGAUUAAUGCGGACCCGGUGCUCCUGCCCAACAUCACUCUGGGCAGUGAGAUCCGGGACUCCUGCUGGCACUCUUCUGUGGCUCUGGAACAGAGCAUUGAGUUCAUCAGAGACUCCCUGAUUUCCAUCCGAGAUGAGAAGGAUGGACUGAACCGCUGCCUGCCUGAUGGCCAGACCCUACCCCCAGGCAGGACUAAGAAGCCUAUUGCUGGAGUGAUCGGCCCUGGCUCCAGCUCUGUGGCCAUUCAAGUCCAGAAUCUUCUGCAGCUGUUCGACAUCCCACAAAUCGCCUAUUCUGCCACGAGCAUAGACCUGAGCGACAAAACUUUGUACAAAUACUUCCUGAGGGUGGUCCCUUCUGACACUUUGCAGGCAAGGGCGAUGCUUGAUAUCGUCAAGCGGUACAACUGGACCUAUGUCUCUGCAGUCCACACAGAAGGGAAUUACGGCGAGAGUGGAAUGGAUGCUUUCAAAGAGUUGGCUGCCCAGGAAGGACUCUGCAUCGCACACUCGGACAAAAUCUACAGCAAUGCUGGCGAGAAGAGCUUUGAUCGGCUUCUGCGCAAGCUCCGAGAGCGGCUUCCCAAGGCCAGGGUUGUGGUCUGCUUCUGCGAGGGCAUGACAGUGCGGGGGUUACUGAGUGCCAUGCGCCGCCUUGGCGUCGUGGGAGAGUUCUCACUCAUUGGAAGUGAUGGAUGGGCAGACAGAGAUGAAGUCAUCGAAGGCUAUGAGGUGGAAGCCAAUGGGGGAAUCACAAUAAAGCUGCAGUCUCCAGAGGUCAGGUCGUUUGAUGACUACUUUCUGAAGCUGAGGCUGGACACCAACACGAGGAAUCCUUGGUUCCCUGAGUUCUGGCAACAUCGCUUCCAGUGUCGCCUACCUGGACACCUCUUGGAAAACCCCAACUUUAAAAAAGUCUGCACAGGAAAUGAAAGCUUGGAAGAAAAUUAUGUCCAGGACAGCAAAAUGGGAUUUGUCAUCAACGCCAUCUAUGCCAUGGCACACGGCCUACAGAACAUGCACCAUGCUCUAUGUCCUGGCUACGUGGGCCUUUGUGAUGCCAUGAAGCCCAUUGACGGCAGGAAGCUCCUGGAUUUCCUCAUCAAAUCCUCUUUUGUUGGAGUGUCUGGAGAGGAGGUCUGGUUCGAUGAGAAGGGGGAUGCACCUGGAAGGUAUGACAUUAUGAAUCUGCAGUACACAGAGGCUAAUCGCUAUGACUAUGUCCAUGUGGGAACCUGGCAUGAAGGUGUGCUGAAUAUCGAUGAUUACAAAAUCCAGAUGAACAAAAGCGGAAUGGUACGAUCUGUGUGCAGCGAGCCUUGCUUAAAGGGUCAGAUUAAGGUCAUACGGAAAGGGGAAGUGAGCUGCUGCUGGAUCUGCACAGCCUGCAAAGAGAAUGAGUUUGUGCAAGAUGAGUUUACCUGCAGAGCCUGUGACCUGGGGUGGUGGCCCAAUGCAGAGCUCACAGGCUGUGAGCCCAUUACUAUCCGUUACCUCGAGUGGAGUGACAUAGAAUCCAUCAUAGCCAUCGCCUUUUCUUGCCUGGGCAUCCUCGUGACGCUAUUUGUCACCCUCAUCUUUGUGCUGUACCGGGACACACCUGUGGUCAAAUCCUCCAGUAGAGAGCUCUGCUAUAUCAUUCUGGCUGGUAUUUUCCUCGGCUACGUAUGCCCUUUCACCCUCAUCGCCAAACCUACUACCACAUCCUGCUACCUCCAGCGCCUCCUAGUUGGCCUCUCUUCUGCCAUGUGCUACUCUGCUCUUGUGACCAAAACCAAUCGUAUUGCACGCAUCCUGGCUGGCAGCAAGAAGAAGAUCUGUACCCGGAAGCCCAGGUUCAUGAGCGCUUGGGCCCAAGUGAUCAUAGCCUCCAUUCUGAUUAGUGUACAGCUGACACUAGUGGUGACCUUGAUCAUCAUGGAGCCUCCCAUGCCCAUUUUGUCCUACCCGAGCAUCAAGGAAGUCUAUCUUAUCUGCAAUACCAGCAACCUGGGUGUAGUGGCACCUGUGGGUUACAACGGACUUCUCAUCAUGAGCUGUACCUACUAUGCCUUCAAGACCCGCAACGUGCCGGCCAAUUUCAAUGAGGCUAAAUACAUCGCCUUCACUAUGUACACCACCUGCAUCAUCUGGCUGGCUUUUGUUCCCAUUUACUUUGGGAGCAACUACAAGAUUAUCACUACCUGCUUCGCAGUGAGCCUCAGUGUGACGGUGGCCCUGGGCUGCAUGUUCACUCCCAAGAUGUACAUCAUUAUUGCCAAACCCGAGAGGAAUGUCCGCAGUGCCUUCACCACCUCUGAUGUAGUGCGCAUGCACGUCGGUGACGGCAAGCUGCCAUGCCGCUCCAACACCUUCCUCAACAUUUUCCGGAGAAAGAAGCCUGGGGCAGGGAACGCCAAGAAGAGGCAGCCAGAAUUCUCGCCCAGCAGCCAGUGUCCGUCGGCACAUGUGCAGCUUUGAAAACCCCCACACUGCAGUGAAUGUUUCUAACGGCAAGUCUGUGUCAUGGUCUGAACCAGGUGGAAGACAGGCGCCCAAGGGACAGCAUGUGUGGCAGCGCCUCUCUGUGCACGUGAAGACCAAUGAGACGGCCUGUAACCAAACAGCCGUAAUUAAACCCCUCACUAAAAGUUACCAAGGCUCUGGCAAGAGUCUGACCUUUUCAGACGCCAGCACCAAGACCCUUUACAACGUGGAGGAAGAGGACAAUACCCCUUCAACUCACUUCAGCCCUCCCAGCAGCCCUUCCAUGGUGGUGCACCGACGCGGGCCACCCGUGGCCACCACGCCACCUCUGCCACCCCACCUUAGCGCAGAAGAGACGCCCUUGUUCCUGGCUGAUUCUGUCAUCCCCAAGGGCUUGCCUCCUCCUCUCCCGCAGCAGCAACAGCAGCCGCCCCCUCAGCCGCCUCCGCAGCAGCCCAAAUCCCUGAUGGACCAGCUGCAAGGCGUGGUCACCAACUUUGGCUCUGGGAUUCCAGACUUCCACGCGGUGCUGGCAGGCCCGGGGACACCAGGGAACGGGCUGCGCUCCCUGUACCCGCCCCCGCCUCCACCGCAACACCUGCAGAUGUUGCCCCUGCAGCUGAGCACCUUCCGAGAGGAGCCCAUCUCCCCUCCGGGGGAGGACGACGAUGAUGACAGCAGCGAGAGGUUCAAGCUCCUGCAGGAGUUCGUGUAUGAGCGUGAAGGGAACACGGAGGAAGACGAUCUGGAAGAGGAGGAGGACCUGCCUGCAGCCAGCAAGCUGACGCCUGAGGAUUCGCCUGCCCUGACGCCCCCUUCUCCUUUCCGAGAUUCCGUGGCCUCUGGCAGCUCAGUGCCCAGUUCCCCAGUGUCUGAGUCAGUGCUCUGCACCCCUCCAAAUGUGACCUAUGCCUCUGUCAUUCUGAGGGACUACAAGCAAAGCUCUUCCACUCUGUAGUAAGGGGGGAGUAUGCGUGGAGAAGCCAGAGAUGCCAAGGAGUGUCAACCCUUUCAGAAAUGUGUAGAAAGCAAGGGGGUGGGGUGGGAUGGAGGACCACAGUCUGCAGGGAAGAAAAAAAAGAAAAGAAAAGGAAAGGAAAGGAAAGGAAAGGAAAGGAAAGGAAAGGAAAGGAAAGGAAAGGAAAGGAAAGGAAAGGAAAGGAAAAAAGAUGCGGCUGCCUUAAAGAGGGAGAGGGAAGAUGCCAACUGAACAGUGGUCCCGGCCAGGACUGUGACUCUUGAAUUAUUCAAAAACCUUCUCUAGAAAGAAAGGGAAUUAUGACAAAGCACAAUUCCAUAUGGUAUGUAACUUUUAUCGAAAAAAAUAAUAAAACGUAAAAAUAAAAUCAACAAAAAUAAUCUCUUCGUUUGCUCAGUCGUGCAUACAUAUAUCUGCCCACACUCUCGUGGUGAAACUAGAGACGGAGCGGGCCCUGCCAUGGCGCCAGCUGAAUCAUAAAUUCGUCAUCCCAGUGAGUGGAUGAAGAGAGGGCAGGACAUGGGGAUUGGUUCGGACUACAGUUCCCAUCUCAGACCUUGUCUGUGCUGAGCCUGCAGACUCCUGGACUAAGGAAGACCCAGGAACUGACCUCAUGAGGGUCCCGUUCCACUGCUGUGAUCCAGUGCCAGCCUUUAGUUGCCCGGGAUAAAGGCACAGUAACCUUUUGCAUUUCUGUGAUUCCCUGUGUUUAGGAAAAUGAAAGUCUGAGCAAAGUCAUCUCCAAAAUGAGCUUCAUCAGAAGUGCUAUGGGGAGUAAAGAGAGAAGCGAGACGAUAUGUACGCACAGGGCCAUGAACGAGGUGAGGUACCAGCUUCUUCACAGAUUCCAUACUUGUGUACUGAUACUUUUGGAGAGGAGUGUCAGAAGCCGUUUGUGAACUCACUUGCACUGUGCCAACCAGGUUCUCCACUGCCCUCCAGCAGAAGAGGACAAGCCGCAUUACCAUGUUUUACCUUCCAUUUACUGUAGCAAAUAAUACCAACCAGUUGAACUUCUAAGAUUCAGUUUCAGUACAAUGCGGUGCCGCUGUUUCUCCCAUGUGCUAUGGAAAUGAAUCUAUCUUUGAACUUAAUGGUGUAUUCAUAGCAACUAUUACUGGUUUAGAUUUUCCCCCUAUUGUCACAGGAGUCCCUGGAACUAGCAACUGAAUGUGUUUUCCUGUGUUCCUUGUAUACAUGUGAUUAUGAAAUUUGUGCCAUUUAAUGUCAAUCUAGCUGCCACUAGAAAAUCGUCUUUCAGAUAUAGUAUAAAUGUUUUUAUGUACCAGUGAGGUACCAGUGUCUCUCUGGAGGUUGGAUCUGUGGUCUGAUGUUUCUCACAUGCAGCUUCGAUGGGAAAUCUUCUAAGUGAAAAUUAUUUUUCAGAUAUUUUAUGAAACGAGAAUGUUAUUAAUGAAGAAGUUUGAAAGGGCAUUGUUUAAAAAGAUCACCAAGCAGUGGGUGACAGUAAAGGGUCCAUUUUUUAUAACUUGCACACAUUGUUAUUAAAAUGUAAGGUUGAAAGGGCAAUAUUUAGAAUACUUCAGAUAUAUUUUUAAAAAGUUUUUCCACAGAUACUUGAGUUUCACGGUCUUCUAGUAUGUAAUAACACUCAAGUCCACCCAGAGUGUCUCAACUAUCUGCUUGUCAAUCAUGCUUAAUUUUUUAUUUUCAUGCAUUUUAAUUUUUAUAUUUUUGUUAGUGUCUCUUUCUUAAAUCCUCACAUUUACUACUAUGUAAUAGCCACAGACAUGUAAUCCAGUUAUUCCAUCUUGACCCUGCCUUUUCUAACCCAAAAGAAAAAGAUUGUUCCUGUUAUUUUUAUUUCUUCUGUUAUUUGUGGGAUGAAUCAAAUCCCUUUAAAUAUCUUUGUUUAUGCCUUAUGUUCAGUCACUUUAAUUUGCUUCCUUCAUGUCGAAGCUGCUGAUUUCUCAGCCAAAAAGCAUCAUUUUAGAAUCUCCAAAUGCCUAAAGCAUCAUAAGUUCAGAAUUUAACAUCAACUCCUAUGUCAGAGUUGUGUUUCUUGUGUGUUGCCACAUCCUACUGCCCAGUUUAGUGAAUUCCUUUGCAAGAAUUUUUGGCUUCUAUUUUAAAGUUAUUUUUAAGCAUCUUUAUUGCAAAGACCUCAAGAAUUUAAACAUUAGCUUCUGUGUUUUCACUGUGAAGAAACAGAAUGGGAAAUAACAGUACAGAGCUGGACAUGGGGGUCCAUGUCUUUAAGCCCAGCACUUGGGAGGCAGAGGCAGGUGGAGCUUUGUAAGUUUGAGGCCAGCCUGCUUUAUCCAAGAAAUUCUAAGCCUAAAUAGAGAUACCCUGUUUCAAAAACCAAAACACACAACAAAGAUGACUCAGUGCUAAAAAGAUGGGUUCCCACCAGUUGAGAAACCUGUGAAAGAAUUCAUCCUUCCCCUGCUCUUUUAAACUUGAAGCACUUACAUGCAUCCUUCAUUAUUGUGGGACUUGUGCAGUCAGGGCUUUUUGUUGUUGUUGUUAUUGUUGUUGUUAUUGUUGUUUGGCAAGAAUAGAUGAGGCAAUGUUUGCCUAUUUAAAUGCUGUAACAGGCAAGUUAACUCUAGGGUUUUGGUCUGAGACAUUUGAUGAACACCUUCAACACUGAUUAAAAUAUUACUGAAUGCCUACUCUUAUCCUGAUUAUAAAUUUUCCAGAAUAAAUAGAUUAUUAGCUCAUAUAAUUGUUCAGAAUUGGAGAUGUACACAUACAUACCCUGUACCUAAAGGGCAAAAUAUCUUCACUGUAACGUGUGUGCUUCUACAAGGUGUUUUGCUUCUUGUAAAAGUGUUUUCCUUUGGCUUGUUACUGCCUUUUGUCAAAUAAUCUUAAUGAUGCUGUAUCAUAAUAAAUAUUUUCUAUUUAUUAAAUGUG